Molecule: messenger RNA, 1280 nt
Organism: Manihot esculenta (cassava)
Lineage: Eukaryota; Viridiplantae; Streptophyta; Magnoliopsida; Malpighiales; Euphorbiaceae
Exons: 7
Coding region: 102-917 (271 amino acids)
Source: RefSeq, a predicted model, not a curated record
UUUUGUGCUCGGGCUCGAGGAAAUCGUGCAAAAACCAGCAGCGAAACGGGCUGCAUAUGAGCAUUUAGUAUAUUAUUCUACUGUCUUCCAUUUUGGAAGCUAUGGCCACUCCCAUCAAAAGAAGGCUGUUUUCUGAUCAUUACAUGGCGACUGCAGAUGGAGUGGUGGAAAUUGACAGCUUGGAAAAGGGUUUAUUGACGGAAUCGCGAGAUGGUGUUUCUGGUGAAGAUUAUGAAUCUAAUGAUGAUACAGUGCUUUAUAAGGCAUCAUUUGAGGACAUGGAAGAGAAAUUUGUCAAGUACAAAACUGCUCAAUGGGUUAUGUACUCAUUGCUGCUAAUAUUGGCUUGGGGUGUUGGAUUAUUCAUGCUUCUGUAUCUUCCUGUGCGGAGAUAUAUCUUGCGGAAAGAUAUUCGAUCGAGAAACCUUUAUCUCACGCCUCAUGCCAUUGUGUACAAAGUCACAAACCCUGUAGCAUUUCCUUGUUUUGGAGUGUUGAAGAAAGAGAAGCAUGUUUUAUUACCUUCAGUUGCAGACAUCAUAAUUGAGCAAGGAUAUUUGCAGUCUCUUUUUGGUGUCUAUUCUCUGAGAAUUGAGAAUGUUGGUGUAAGAAGGCCACCAAGUGAUGAUGUUCAAAUUCAAGGUAUUGCAAAUCCAGGUGCUUUCAAGAAGGCUGUCUUGACACGGCUAUCGUACAUGGGAAGUGAGCAUGGGUCUAGACGAGUUUCCACAAUUGAAGACAUUCCAAGUUUGAGGAUAGGUCGUCCAUCAUCCCCUUUGAUGUCUCCAUCAAAAUCUCUCAGGCAUGAUCUGCUUGCUAAUACUGGGGACCUAAUGCUACUGCAGAAACUGGAGGAAGUCGGAAAUGCUGUGAAGAAAGUUCAAACUUUCAUUGAGGAGCAACAUUCUCAAUCAUAAGCACCAGCUGGUUAAGGUUCGCGCAUUUGUAGUUUUAUUUUCCUAUCUAUUUUGUAGUUUCAAUUUCCCAGAAUGGUUCUUUAUACUUUAGGUGAUAGUUUUUGUCAAAUUCUACUGUCAACGAGAUUGGGAGAAUUUAAUCAGUUAACAAAAUAUUAAGUUCCCUCAGCCUCAGCUGUACUUUUACUAGUUUGACCUAUUUAUGAUGCCUUCUGCAUGCUACUGGCUAGCAAGGUGGCACUUGUACUAAAAUUCAACUGGUUUGACAAGUAAGCUCAAGUGUCAAACAGCCCAUGGGCUAUGUAUCAGUUCAAAUGAAAUGGGCUACCACCAAAUUUUAAUGCAAAUAUGAUUUGUUCUGCA